AUGGCCGCCAACAGCUCUCGCACUCGGGUCCCAUCCACUAAAAGGUCUUCCCAUGAAAAUCAAUUCAUUGGAUGGGAGAAUAUAACACUCGUUCCUGGUUCACCCAAGAUUUUCGCGAAAGAUUCCAAGAUGUUCUACUCUCAGGUCAACCCACCUAAUUGUCUUCUGGCCGUCCAGUCAAACGCUGCAGGGCCUCUUAACACUCAGCAGGCAACAGUUCAGUACUGGCAGAUCUUGACCAGCUGCCCCCAAAACGAUUGGCGCGUUAUUGGUGAAGCUUGGAUUGAACUUAUUGAACCCGACAAGAGACACUUAUAUCCCUAUUCUGGAGGUGACAAGGCAAAGCCAAAGUGGUGGCCACGUAGACUCCGACACGAAACACCACAUCAUCUUUUGACUAAUAAGCGGAUCAUUCUCUUGAUCCAUAUUCUCCGCAUGUCUGGGAAAGGAAAAAUUACAUGUGCUAAGUUGCUGGAGGCCGCAGAGCAGAAAGCUGAAGCUGGGAAGAUAACAGAAAGGGCACUAACGGUCCUAGACGAGAUCAUCGCAAUUCGAAAGAAUGAAGAGGAAGUAGAAACGCAACGCAACCAUGAUGGCAUUACAGCUACCGGAGCGCCAGACGAGGUGCUGAAUUGGGAGCUCCUCUAA
This is a messenger RNA of Aspergillus fumigatus Af293, 648 nucleotides long. Its product is annotated as DUF2841 domain-containing protein. NCBI's taxonomy places the organism in Eukaryota, Fungi, Ascomycota, Eurotiomycetes, Eurotiales, Aspergillaceae. The record is from RefSeq and is a predicted model, not a curated record. Bases 1 to 648 code for a protein of 215 amino acids. The transcript is spliced from 5 exons.